AUGGCCCAAAGUGCUUCUGGUAGCAUGGCAGGCCAAUUGCCCUUGGCAACUCCCAGCUUCUUCUUCAACGUUUUCUUGAUGAUCUUGUUGAUGGCUUCCACCUGUCCAUUGGAUAGUGGAUGUGUCGGAGAUGCAAAGAAGAUGUUGUUGUUGAACCGGGAGCAGAGAUACCGAAACCGUGAGCAGUCAAAUUGCUUGCCGUUGUCGGUUACGAUGGCGUUUGGUAGGCCGAAUCGGCAUAGGAUUUUUUUCCAUACAAAGUGUUCGAUCUUAGCUGCCGUUAUCGUUGUGAGGGCUUCGGCUUCGGUCCGUUCGGCACCCGAGCUUUGGGCAAGCCGAAGGCCUGCUAGGAGUGCCUCGUAUUCGGCCUCGUUGUUGGAAGCACGAAAUUGGAAGCGGAUAGCAUAUUCGAUUGUGGUGUCAUCCGAAGUCUUGAGGACUAGGCCAGCGCCACUGCCCUGCCGAUUGGAUGAGCCGUCCACGUAUAAAGUCCAGUGA
This is a messenger RNA of Prunus armeniaca (apricot), 498 nucleotides long. The record is from the annotation of a GenBank genome assembly. NCBI's taxonomy places the organism in Eukaryota, Viridiplantae, Streptophyta, Magnoliopsida, Rosales, Rosaceae.